Messenger RNA from Penaeus chinensis, 2711 nucleotides. RefSeq names its product mediator of RNA polymerase II transcription subunit 19-like (gene MED19). The record is from RefSeq and is a predicted model, not a curated record. Gene Ontology annotation, biological process: positive regulation of transcription by RNA polymerase II. Bases 103 to 819 code for a protein of 238 amino acids. Gene Ontology annotation, cellular component: mediator complex. The transcript has 4 exons. Lineage: Eukaryota; Metazoa; Arthropoda; Malacostraca; Decapoda; Penaeidae. Gene Ontology annotation, molecular function: transcription factor binding; transcription coregulator activity.
CUCCGAAAAAAGCAAGAUAUAAUUCCCCGAGAGCGCGCGGGGGGGUCGGCGGCAGCGAUCGUGCGGCUGAGGGCGAUGGCAGAGGCCGUGUGAGGCGACGACAUGAAUGAAUUAACCAGAAAAGUGGACGCUUCGUUUUCACCCAAGUCGUCCCCUCGUGGUUCCAGGUCCCCCAUGGCCACUCCAAACCUCUCGAGAAAUGACUCCACGGGGACCUUGAAAAUGACGAUAUCAGCUGGAAAACAUCCCGCGGUGGUCCAUUCUGGGCCCUUCUACUUGAUGAAGGACCCAGCAACAGAGAAUGAGCUCACAGGUGCUACCAACCUGAUGCAGCACUUUAACUUGGAGCAUUCGUACAACAAAUUCACAGGCAAGAAGGUGAGAGAUUCCUUAUCAUCCUUCCUGCCAACACUCCCAGGAAUCAUAGACACUCCUGCUCACCUCACCAAUUCCUCACUCCAGUCACUCAUCGAGAAGCCACCGGUUUUCAAGGAAUUCACUUUGCUCAAUCACCACCAGCUUGCUGCAUUCCGCCUACAUGCAGGCCCACUUCCAGAACAAUAUCGCUUCAUGAAUCAGCCUCCAGGCCAGCGGAAACAUAAAAAACACAAGAAGCACAAAUUCAAAGCAGGGGAAACACCAACACAAGAUGGCUCUGCCGACGGGUCAGAUAUGCACGAGAAAAAGCACAAGAAAAAGAAGAAUGACGAGGAGAGGGAAAAGAAAAAGAAAAAGAAAGAGAAGAAGAAGAAGAAACAAAAACACAGUCCAGAACAUCCAGGAAUUUCGGGUGGUGACAUGAAUAGGAUAAUUCAAUGAUAAGACAGUGUAGUGCGAGCCUUAAUAUUACAGAGAUAGAAACAUCUACUGAAUCAUGGUUCACCUUUGUGCAUCAAGUUACAGUGUUUGUAAAACUUGUAAGUGAAGCUUAAAAAGAAGCAUUUUUCCAGUUAAGGAUAGUCUUUCUCGGUAUGUUAGACCCCAAGUCUAUAUAUGUUACAUGAGUCAGAUUAUUAUAGUUAACUUUUUAUACCUUUCAAGUAUUGUACUAAGCAUUUUAAAUGUCUGUGGCAGAAUAGACAAUGCAAGGUACUGACUUGUCUAAUGAAAAUGUUCCUUUUUUUUUUUUUUUUUUUUUUUUCUUUUUUUUUUUUUCUUUCUUUUUUUUGUUAAAUCAAUAAAAUCUCAACUCAGUGAUGUUUGUCUUUAGCGGAAGAAUGUAAUCAUUCUUGAAUCAUUUACUGAUCAUUUUAAUAAAUAUAGCUGGAUUUGUAAUUAUGUGAAGUAAUGAACUGGCCUGGAUUUCUUUAGUUACAGUAAUCAGGGAAAUAACUAAGAAUGCAAAGAUUAUCUAAUACCACUUAAUGAGCAGAGAAAUGUCCUUUUUAUGUCUGAAAUCUUAUUUAUAUUAAACCACUUCUCUAAUUAUCUUUGCAAAUCAAAUAAGGGAAUUGUGUUGUAAGAGAUUAAGUUAUGUUACUUUUAUGAUGAAAAACAAUGAAAUGAAAAAAGAAAUAUUAUUUUUUAUUUCCUUUGCUUAUUUAUAAGGAUUAAAUUUUCUUUAUAACAAUAAAGCUAAUAUUUUUCACCUUCCAUUGUUACAGUGUGUUCUUACAUUUAUUGAUUUAUGUGGAUGUAGGCAUGGAGAAGUAUGUCCAUGUGUGUGUGUGUAUGUGUGUGUUUGGAGGGGGGGGGGGGGUGCAUUGUUCAUCCAGAAUUAGUUCUCUUAGGAAACUGCAAUUCUCUACAUGCAUAUCACAGCAUUUUUAAUUUAAACCUAAGUCAUAAUUUUUAAACAUAACCUGUCUACUAUUGUUAGAUUAACUUUCUUCAGCAUUUCUUUGUAGUUCAUCUGGUGGUUCUUAGUUCAAACAUUCCAGAUUAUCCAUUUCCUUGUGUAAGUGGAAACUUCCCGUGAUUGAAAGGAACUCUAGAGUAGGCUACAUGAUAGUUGUGAUGACUUUCUUUACCAUUUCUUUGUCCACAUACAUGAUUGGCUCUAGAUUUGAGUUAGCAGUAGUAUUUUGUUUGCAUCGUUAUAUGUGUGAAUCGCAAGGUUUUCAACAUUUGAAACUGCUUCUCCCAAUUUUCACUGAUGCAGAGAUUGAUUUUUACUAACCCCCAUAUUUGAUUAACUGGUCAGUUCAUCAUGAAAUUACUGGUCUGAAUCUAGCAAAUGGCAAUUGACAUGUAAAUAGCUCAUCUGACUGGGUAUUUUGGUAUAAAAUAUAUCAUGGCAGAGUGGAUGCAGCAGAUCAUUGACUUACAAAUAUUACAUAAAGAAAGAAUGAUAUCUGCUUCAACAUUAUACAUUUCUACAAUAUUUUCCUAUCCAUCUUAAAGUUCUGCAUUGAGCAGACAUUAAGUAGAUCAUAUAGAGGUAUGUGCAGUUUUCUACAUAUGAAUGUAUCUUCAUAGAUUUCUGUCAGUUUUUCACAUGACUUGUAAUGCAAACUAUUAUAAUUUGCCAAUUUAUUUAUUUUUAUGUAUUUAUAUAUUUUUCCUUUACACACACAAAAAUGCCAACAUGUGUGCAACUCAAUGUUUAAAAAAAAAAUCCAGAUACACUUUACAACUUGCCUAAGAGCCCUAUGAAAAAUGAUAUAUUAAUUACCUUCUAUUUUGAUGAGACAAGUAUAUUUUUGUCCUUUUAUAGAUUCAAAUACAAACCUUUGCAAAAAAAAGAUAUGCUGUGAUUAAAUAGAUAUAUA